AUGCAUGAACACGGGAUCGCGCAUCGUGAUUUGAAGGUUGAGAAUAUACUGGUGGCGCGGGACGGCACGGUCAGAGUGAUUGAUUUCGGCAGCGCAGCCGCAUCUCGCGAUAUGCUUACGGGAGCGCGAGUGGCAAGCUGGGCGAAUUGGAUUGGGACCCCGGUUACGAUGGCGCCGGAAGUGCAUGGGGAGCGGUUUUUUGAUAUGGAGAAGGCGGAUGUGUGGGCACUUGGGGUGGUGUUUGUGAGGUUGUGGUUAGGGGUGUAUCCUUGGGAGCCGGAGAUGGUGUUGGGUGGGCUGGAGGAAAAUGGAGCGUUUGGUGUUUAUCUGGAGGAAGUUGAGGAUGGGAGGGAGUGUGGGGAGAGGGAAGAUGAGGAUAGGUUGUUGUGCCAGAUACCGUCUGAGAAAGCGAGAAGCGUGAUUGCGGCGAUGCUGGAGGUUGAUCCGAUAAGAAGGAGUACUUUGCCGGUGGUGCUGAAUAGUGCUUGGCUUAGGGAGGCGUUUAGUCAUUUGUUGAAGUAUGCAUCUACUUGA
Messenger RNA from Bipolaris oryzae ATCC 44560, 534 nucleotides. RefSeq lists its product as uncharacterized. The record is from RefSeq and is a predicted model, not a curated record. Gene Ontology annotation, biological process: protein phosphorylation; intracellular signal transduction. The transcript has a single exon. NCBI's taxonomy places the organism in Eukaryota, Fungi, Ascomycota, Dothideomycetes, Pleosporales, Pleosporaceae. Bases 1 to 534 code for a protein of 177 amino acids. Gene Ontology annotation, molecular function: protein serine/threonine kinase activity; ATP binding.